Molecule: messenger RNA, 344 nt
Organism: Staurois parvus
Lineage: Eukaryota; Metazoa; Chordata; Amphibia; Anura; Ranidae
Source: the annotation of a GenBank genome assembly
AAUAAGUCCAUCUGUGACAUUUCCUUGCUACUAAAUAUUCCACGGUCAACUGUUAGUGGUAUUAUAACAAAGUGGAAGCAACUGGGAACAACAGUAACUCAGCCAUGAUGUGGUCGGCCACAUGAAAUGAGAGUGGGUCAGCACAUGCUGAAGCGCACAGUGCGCAGAAGUCGCCAACUGUCCACAGAGUCCAUAGCUAAAGACCUCCGAACUUUGUGUGGCUUUCAGAGAGCUUCAUGGAAUGGGUUUCCAUGGCUGAGCAGCUGCAUCCAAGCCUUAUAUCACCAAGUGCAAUGCAAAGUAUCGGAUGCUGUGGUGUAAAGCACGCUGCAACUGGACUCUAG